Nematocida major is the source of this 2535-nucleotide messenger RNA. RefSeq names its product exosome complex exonuclease DIS3/RRP44. Gene Ontology annotation, molecular function: RNA binding; 3'-5'-RNA exonuclease activity. Bases 1 to 2535 code for a protein of 844 amino acids. The transcript has a single exon. Lineage: Eukaryota; Fungi; Microsporidia. The record is from RefSeq and is a predicted model, not a curated record. Gene Ontology annotation, cellular component: exosome (RNase complex).
AUGGAAAGAAUAAAUAUUUCGUAUAAACAGACAAAGAAGGGAGAAGUGCGCAGAAUGCCCAUGCAGAUGUACAUGCAGGAGAGCACAAACUGUGUCUUUGGAUGCUGCGGAGGCGCAAACCCCAGAAUACAGGAGCAAAUAGGCAGGUCUGCGUGCUUUUACAUUCUUUCGGACGAGUUCAUUCACGACUUUAUCGUGUUUAUAGAAGAGAAGGCGCUCACGAACAUAAUCAUAAGCAGAACCGCGGUGCAGGAGCUGAAAAGAAAGUACAUGAACACGUUUAGAAGGCUGGAAGCCGUUAUAGACAGGUACAAUCUUCCCUUGAUAGAAGACGCCAACUCUGCAAGCGUGUGGGCGUGUGCAGGAGCCAGGCCGCGGGAAGAGUACUACAGCGGGCUAGCAGAGUGGUACCAAAACCACUUGCCAAUGCUCCAGUUUGUGGCAGUGCACUCGCGCCGGGAGGGCGAAGGGGAAAUUCCAUCCUCCAUGUUUACGCUGGGAGUGGGCGCGCAGCUGCCUGGAAUAUCGAUUGAAGCAAAGGAGCCGCACGCUCGAUACUGGAGCAGGGAGGAAAUUGCCGAGCUAAAAGACAAGGCCGAGUUCGGGCCUAUAAACAUCCCGGACAGAGUCUCGGGCGGAGCGAUUGUGUGCAACAUAGAGGGGCACCAGACGCGAAUUGAGGUGCCAAGAGAGCACCUUAACCGGGCGAUAGACAACGACUGUGUUGUGGUGGAGGUGGUCCAUGAGGGGGGCGAAAAAUGCAUAGGAAGGGUUGUAGACGUAGAAAGAAGGUCUAGAAGGCCCUUUCCAUGCACGCUUUUAAAACGGGUGGACGGAGCGCACGUGCUGCUAGAGCCAGAGAUGGAGAACCUUCCAACAGUUCUUUGCUGCGUGCCCGAAAGCGUGGACCUGGAAAACAAAGUGCUUCUGGCCGCUGUCGAGGAGUGGCCCGAGCAAGAAGAGUAUCCUGUUGGGUAUCUGGUGAAGGUCACGGGGGAGAAGGACACCAUAGAGGCCGAAACUGCAGCUCUCCUGUCCCACCACUCUAUUCUCGACCAGCCGUUUGAGGCAGCUGCACUGCAGGAGCUGCCAGAUGAAACCUGGGCGGUUUCGCAGCAGGACCUGAGCGAGCGAGAAGACCUCCGGGAGUAUCCAAUUGCAAGUAUCGACCCUGAGGGGUGCGUGGAUAUUGACGACGCGCUCCACGCUGUAAACAACCCGGACGGAACCAUAGAAGUGGGCGUGCACAUUGCGGAUGUAACGCACUUUGUCAAGGCAGACAGCUGCUUGGACCGGGAGGGCAGGAUUCGAGGGUGCACAACGUACCUUCCAAACAGGAGAAUCGACAUGCUUCCGUCCUUGCUGGGAACAAACCUGUGCUCGCUGCACAAAAAUGUGGACAGACUGGCUUUCUCUGUGAUCUGGAGGCUGCGGAUAGAGAAGGACAAAGUCGUUUUCCAGGACAGAAGAUUUGCCAAAACAGUUAUCCGGUCGAAGGAGUCGUUCACGUACGACCAGGCAUCGCAUGCUCUAGAGACAGGAGAGUACAGGUCCAGAGAGAUUUUGGAGUCGAUCCAGAGCCUGAAAAAAGUCUCGCGCCUUCUGAAAAAAGAACGGCUGCGGACGGGCGCCUUCAUGAUACACUCGGACGAGUGCAGAAUAACCGCAAGAAGUGCAAAGCGGUUUUGCGACAUCUCUGAGGACCCGGGAAGCCACAUGAUAACAGAGGAGGACCACGCCGAAGAGCACGACACACACUCCCUGGUAGAGGAGUUCAUGCUGCUGGCAAACCAGCACGUGGCCGAGUACAUUUCAGAAAAGUACCCGAAAGAGUCUCUUAUAAGAGUCCACCCUCGCCCUGCACAGUCCUCUUUCAAGGAGCUGGAAAAAGCACUGUCCCACAUUUCAGGAGCAGACAGCAUCCGCCUGGACCCUCAUAACCCGUCCGAGCUCUCCAGGGUGCUGAAAGAGUGCUCAAGCACGCCCGGCCUGAAAAGCACAAUUGGAGCUUGGGCAACAAGAUGCAUGACACAGGCCGUGUAUGCGCCGUCUUUCAUAGGGUGCAAGCUGCACUAUGGGCUGGCCAUGGAGAACUACACCCACUUUACAUCCCCGAUCAGAAGGUAUGCGGACGUAGUCGUCCACCGGCAGCUGCACUGCGCCAUGCACUCGCACAGGUACCCUCCCGUAACAGAGGCAAGGCUUGAAGAAAUCUGCGACUCUGUCAAUAGAUCGUAUAGAUCAGCAAAGUGGGUUGCUCGGCACGCACACAACUUGUACGUCCGAUACAUAAUCCUAGGAAAAGUGGUAAGUGUUGUUGUGACGGGCAUAAGCACGGAGAGAAUAGAGGUGUAUCUUCCAUACUAUGGAAUCACCGGGGUGCUUGUCCUGCCGCCAGGAUGCAGAGUGCACGAGGCAGAAGGCGCAGUGCUUGGCAGAGGUGGGCAGCGGUGGAUUUCGCUGUUCUCUGCAGUUUCGGUCUCUCUUAGCCCGGAAAACAAGAAGAUUUUUGUGUUUAGCCCUGCCAGCGCAUGA